This is a messenger RNA of Aplysia californica (California sea hare), 2073 nucleotides long. RefSeq names its product muscarinic acetylcholine receptor M2. Gene Ontology annotation, cellular component: plasma membrane. The record is from RefSeq and is a predicted model, not a curated record. The coding region runs from base 313 to 1938 and encodes 541 amino acids. Gene Ontology annotation, biological process: G protein-coupled receptor signaling pathway. The transcript has 4 exons. Gene Ontology annotation, molecular function: G protein-coupled receptor activity. Lineage: Eukaryota; Metazoa; Mollusca; Gastropoda; Aplysiida; Aplysiidae.
UGGUCUAGAUCUACGCCUGCCUUUGUAUCCUGCUCGUGAAGCUGGCUGAUUUGGUGACACGGUCAUCAGAUGACCGAACCACUUCAUUCUUUGAUGUUCCUAUUUCCAUAACUGGUUUAUUCUCUGUCAAAUUUCGGACAGUUUUAACUCCUAACUAGCCUUUCGUCUUCCUGUUUUAUAUCGUAAGUCAGUGUUAGAAGGAAUAUUCUGUGAAUAUGUCUUUUUUACGAGCCCCCUCGACAUCCUAAGGAUACCACAGGAAGGAAUAGAUUACAAAAGUAAAGACAUUAUAGCCACCGCAGAUUUCCCAACAUGGCAUUCGAAACGUCAACCGAUGGUCUUAUAGUAGACGACGACGCUCUCAACAAUGUCACAGACACAGAGAGAAUGGCAUACCUCGCCGAACUGCAGGAGUACACGACACGAAUUAUGCUUCCCACCAUCGUGCUCCUCGUCUGCUUCGCUGUGGUGGGCUUCUUUGGGAACAUUUUGGUUCUGAUUGUCUACUACCGGAAGGUCCGAGGAAAGUCGGCUCUGGUCUUCAUCAUGGCGAUCGCUGGGUUUGAUCUCUUUACCAAUAUGACGGCUAUUCCUGCUGAGAUCUACGCUAUGUUCCAUUUCUGGCACUUUGAUGCCGCGCACCUGUGCCGUGCCCGCUACUUCUCCACCUCGGUCACCAUUGUGUCCUCUGCCUGUCUUCUGCUCGUUUUCUCCGUCGACAGGUACCGAAAAAUAUGCCGUCCGUUUGGCAGGCAACUGACUGUGAGACAGGCUAAGGUUCUGUGCGUCUCCAUCACCGUGUUCUCGUCAGUUGCCAGCGUCCCAGUCCUCGUGCUGUUCGGAACUAUGACAAGACCGACCCAUCGUCCAGACAUCGUCGGUAACCAGUGCUCUAUAGACGACAGUUUCAUAAAUACCAUCUGGCCGACGGUCUACAUGGGUUUCCUGCUCUUCCUUUUCCUGUCCUGCUUCAUCCCUCUAGUCGUUUUGAACGUCCUGGUCCUUAUUGCAGCUUGCGGUCGCGGAAGAGUGCGCGUGUUUUCCAUUUCGUCCCCUGCGCAUUUACACGACAAUUCUGAAAACAAUUCUCAAUCAAGUACUACGAGCCCAGAGACAUGCGAUAAUGCAAGUAAGGCGAGAAAUGAAUCUCCGAGCACAAGCAAAGAGGGCAGUGCUUUUAGAAGUAGGCUAAUGGGCAGAGUAGCAUCGCAAACAGGGGAAAUGGGGAUGGUUUUUUCACGUGAAAAUGACGGGUCGGAUAAAAUCGGAGAAGGGAAACUCUGUGGUGCAACAGAAGACACGAGUGACCGUAAACCUAAAGCAACGGACUUUUGUUGUAGUGAGCACAGGAAAACGAAACAGGUCUCAGUGCCAUCUGCUAAAAUGGUUUCAUUCAUUCAGACAUCAGCUCAAGAAGACUGCAUUCGUCCUGAUCCUAAUUCCACAAAUGCAGAGAAAGAUAAAGGACAAAUCACUGCCGUCAUCCCUGGAACUAGCAAGGAACAGAACAUCAAAAAGAAGAAUCCGGCUGGUGAAAAAACUGACAUGUCUGUCACAAAUCCUAAUAGGAAAUUAAAACCAAGAAUCCUCCAAAUCCUGACUUCUGAGGCCAAAAAGAAAUCGCCUGCAUCUACUUUAGGUCAACCCGCCCAAAGACACAGCAUUGGGAAGACGACCACUAAGCUUAUCAUCGUCAGCGCCGUCUACAUUAUCAGCUUCAUUCCUUUUUUUAGUGUAAUGCUCUUUUACCUCACCUCCGUGGCAAAGUUUAAAACCAUGGACGACGUGAGCCUGACUUUGUGUAACCUGUUCCUGAGGUUUUACUAUCUGAACAGUGCAGCCAAUCCGGUCAUUUACAGCUUAUGUGACGCCGUAUUCUGGCGUGACUGUCUGCAACUUUUGAAGUGCAAAGGGAAGGUUCGAAAUACACAAAACUAGUUUUACUGGAUUACUUUUCUUGUACUUAUUGAAUUGACAAGCACUGUAUCUAAGUACAGAAUACUAGUUAGUAACCUUUUGUCUGUCUGUUUGCUGAUGAGUUCAAAUACAAGGUGAUCCAAAAAAACAACUUUA